Molecule: messenger RNA, 549 nt
Organism: Miscanthus lutarioriparius
Lineage: Eukaryota; Viridiplantae; Streptophyta; Magnoliopsida; Poales; Poaceae
Source: the annotation of a GenBank genome assembly
AUGUUCUUCUCCAGGUUCUCGUACCACCAGCAGCCAAGUAGUCUAGGCGAUGCAUCAGCUGCUCCGUCCGACGACAGGGACCACAACCUCGCGGUGCUCCUCACCUUCGGCAUCUUCUUCUCCUUCAUCCUACUCUGCCUCGUCGCCGGCGUCAUCUGGGCCUCUGUCGUCACCGCCUGCGCCGUCGCGCUCUCCUUCUGCUACCUCAAGAUUCGCCAGCGUGCCGCUCUGCGUCAUAGAGCGGCUAUGCGCGCCGCGCGGAGCCGUGGCGGGACGGAAGCGGCGGUUGUCCUGUCCGCGAUCCCGGCGUUUGCGUACAAGCGGGAGAGUGGUAUCGGCGGCGGCGGAGACGCGACAGGGUGGGCGCAGUGCGUCAUAUGCCUGGGGCUGGUGCAGGUCGGCGACGUGGUGCGGCGGCUGCCGGUUUGCAAGCAUCUGUUCCAUGUGGAGUGCAUUGACAUGUGGCUGCGAUCGCACUCGACGUGCCCCAUCUGUCGCGCUGCCGUUCAACCCAACGCCGCCGGCCAGCCGGAGCCACCGCCAGUUUGA